Messenger RNA from Onychostoma macrolepis, 6555 nucleotides. RefSeq names its product peptidase domain containing associated with muscle regeneration 1b (gene pamr1b). NCBI's taxonomy places the organism in Eukaryota, Metazoa, Chordata, Actinopteri, Cypriniformes, Cyprinidae. The transcript is spliced from 14 exons. Bases 479 to 3940 code for a protein of 1153 amino acids. Gene Ontology annotation, molecular function: calcium ion binding; serine-type endopeptidase activity. Gene Ontology annotation, biological process: proteolysis. The record is from RefSeq and is a predicted model, not a curated record.
AGAAGUCAGGGUUUGUGAGUCUGUGACCAUUUAUUCCCAAAACAGAACAGAAUAGAAUAGAAUAGAAUGUUGUUCUUGAUCAGUUAUUCUGAUUGUCUUAAAAACAACCUUUUUUCCAGUGAAUGUAUCCUUUAUUCUGAAACAGUGAGGGUGUUCUAACAGCAGAGUUGCUGAUUAGCUGAGGCUCUUACAUGCUGGAGUGUGAAACCUGAAACCAAGGGAGGGGAGAGAAACAGAGGAAGAAAGAGAGACUUUCUCUUUUGAGUACAGUAAAUUUAAAGAGAGAGGAAGAGUGUGCUUAAUGUGUAGAGAAUGCAAGAGGUUUGGGACAGAGAGAAACUGAGGGGAGUAUGCAGAGAGAGAGAGAGAGAGAGAGAGAGGGAGAGGGAAAAUGUGAGUCAGGAGGGAGGGAAGUAAAGAGGAGAGGUGAUGUCAAAGCAGUUGAGCUCAGAGAGUAAACAGAGUUUAAGACUGCAGCAUGUGUUUAUCUGUUCAGCUGAAGGGGCGCAGCCAGCGGGCAGGCCACAAUCUCUUCUCAAACCACAUCUCUGUACCCUGCAGUACCCUACUCAUCAUCUUCCUCCUGUCAGCUCAGGGGACAGCCUGGCCGUAUGAUUACAGGUUCCUGUACAACUACUGUCCAGGGCCCGAGUGGAGUGUGAUGUGUAGGGGAUGCUGUGAAUAUGAUGUCAUCCACUGUAAAUGUCCUCUUCAAGGGACUUCGGUAGGUUAUGCAGUGCCAUGCUGUCGUAAUGCUGUAAAUGAAUGCGAUCCCUGCAUCAUCCAUCCUGGCUGCAGCAUAUUCGAGAACUGCAAGCGCUGUAACAAUGGCACAUGGGGCCCAAGGGAUGAUUUCUUUGUAAAAGGGCAGUACUGUGCAGAGUGUCGCCCAGGCUGGUCUGGUGGGGACUGUUUAACAUGUGGAGGAGUGAUUCAUAAGAGGCAAGGUCACCUGGUUCUGGAGAGUUACCCAAACAAUGCCCGCUGCGAGUGGACACUAAAAGUAGACCGGCCUUUCACCAUUGAUCUGAGGUUCAUGAUGCUCAGUUUGGAAUUUGACCACAGCUGUCAGUAUGACUAUGUUGAAGUGAGAGAUGGAGAGAGCUUGAACUCACGUGUGAUUGGACGUUAUUGUGGAAAUGAGCGACCACCUCCAAUCAAAAGCACUGGCAAUUCCUUGCAUAUUCUUUUCAUCUCAGAUGGUUACAAGAACUUUGAUGGGUUUUUUGCCAUCUUUCAGGAGAGCUCAGAAUGCAUAUCCUCUCCAUGUCUGCAUGAUGGCACCUGCAUCGUAGACUCCUCUCACUCCUUCCACUGCGCCUGCCUGGCUGGAUAUACUGGAAAGAGAUGUGAACAUGUGCUUGAGUGCAGAAGGCCUUUGGUUCCAGCCCACGGGACUAUAGAGCAUCUGGAUGUAAGGGUUGGAGGACAUGCUGUCUUCCAGUGUGACCCUGGAUACACAUUAAAGGGUUUCAGGAUGGCCACCUGUUUAUUGGAUGGGUCAUGGAGUACACCAAGUCCACAGUGUGUGCCUGACCAAAACUGCGGGAUUCCUCCAAAGCCAGAGCAUGGUGAUCACUUCCUUGUUUAUGGACCAAAUGAUGUACUUAUUGCUAUACAGUAUUUCUGCUAUAAGCUAUACAAACUGAAUGGAACCCCUCAGAGAACCUGUCUGGGCAAUAACACUUGGAGUGGGACAGCACCAACCUGUGUCAAAGAGCUGGACAUAAUUCCUGCAGCAGAUAAUGAACAAAAAGGCAAACACAAACCUUCCGGACAAGACCAAGCGGGCCAUGCCAAGAACAAAACUUCACAAGAAAAAGAAAACGAGUCAAAAACAGUCAAAGAUAUAAAACCACAAAAACCUACCCCUGGAAAGGAUAAUGUGGGACGAGAUGGAAAGUUUGGUGAAGACAUGGGCAUAGAUUUUGGCAGCAAUUUUGUAAAAGAAAAACCUAAAGUUGAAAACAAAGAUGCUGAUAGCAGCAUUAACACAAUCAGAAAGAAGGAAACUGAAGAGGAUAAGGACACUCUUAAACCCUUUGACAAAGAUGCACAUUUAGAUAUCGGAAAGAAAGUUGGAAGCCCAACAAAAGAUUUGGGCAUGGAAUAUAUAGAUUUUGUUUUGAUAGACAAUAGGAUGGCCAAUAAUCAGACAACGAAGGCUGACAAAACCAAGGAUGGUGGAAUGGACAAAGGACAAAAAAGAACUGAUGGACCUCAAUAUACAAUAUUAAGCCUGACUGAAAAUGAGAAAGACAACAUUCUUUAUGAAAUAGAUACCAUACACAAAGGGAAUAACACUCAAUUUUUCAAUAGGAAUGACAUAGAAAAUUCGGAGACACUGCUUGAAGAAACUGAACAACUCCCAACAACUACUACUGGAAAUAAUAGCACAACAGUCAUACCAACAAUGAGCAAAACAAUUGACAAAAUGACAAUGAUGGUUAAACCUAUGGAAAAGGUCAAAGUGGAUGCAGUGAAUGAAAAGACAACAGAACAGGAUUUACAACAAGAGACAAAAAAAGAAUCUCAACAAAACACAGACAUGGAAGAUGGUGAAGGGAGACCAUGUCUUCGACUGUCACCAUUGUAUAAUGGUUACUAUAAGUUGGUUCCUGACCUCCUUCCAGAAACAGUGGAGUUCUUCUGUAACCAAUCUUAUGCUCUGAGUGGCAGCGCACGGAGGACAUGUCAGCCAAAUGGCACCUGGUCUGGCACGCAGCCCAUCUGUAUGAGAGCCUGUCGAGAGCCCAAAGUAUCUGUGCUGGUGAAACAGAGAGUUCUACAUCCCCAUAUCCCAUCCAGGAAAACACCUGUGCAUAAGUUUUAUUCUUCCUCUGGAGUGACCAAUUUCUUAAGGGAAGUGCAGCCCACCCAGGCCCCUUUCACCAUGCCCCCGCUCCCACAGGGGUUUCAUCAUGUCUACACACACAUUGAGUAUGAGUGUAUGUCACCUUACUACCAGCACUUUGGAAGUGCACGCAGAACCUGUCUGAAGAUGGGAAAGUGGAGUGGACGUCAUGUUUCUUGUUCGCCUGUGUGUGGGAAGCUGACAAACUUUGACCCUCAGAACCCUUCUGAGACUAACUGGCCCUGGCUGGCUGCCAUCUACCGUUUGCCUGUUGCAAGCAAACUAGGGAAGUUAAGUGUGACCAAGACAAUGGGAGCAAACACUGAACUGAUGGAAGAAGAGAGUGACAUGGAUGGUUGGCAGCUUGUUUGCAGCGGAGCCCUGGUGAACCAGCGAAGUGUGGUUGUAGCUGCCCACUGUGUCACAGAGCUGGGGAAAUUAUAUCCACUUGACACGGCCAAAAUCAGGGUAGUGCUUGGCAAACAGUAUCGCAGUGAUCUGAGAGUGACCAAGGGACUGCAACGAUUACGGGUAUCUUCCAUCACUCUACAUCCAAACUAUGAUCCCCUGGUGCUGGAUUCAGAUGUGGCCGUAUUGAAGCUCUUGGACAAGGCUCGUAUUGGAGAAUAUGUGCUACCGAUCUGCCUACCAGAUGCUCGUGAUACAGAAGAAGACUCCAGACAGAGGAUGGUGACAGGCUGGUCCCUCUUACCUGACCAGAAGGCUGAAGAUGCUGAGAAAGCACGUGUGGGCCGCGUGAUUCUGGGGGAUGUUGUUCAGUGUGAGCAGCAAUAUGCCGGUUAUGGUGUUCCUAUCAGUGUGUCUGAAAACAUGCUGUGUGGGCGACAGGGUUCUGGUGUGGAACAGUCAAACAUUUGCCCUGCUGACACUGGAGGGAUUCUUAUUUUGCCUCCAGUCUCCUCAGGCUCUAGUCUGACACCUCCACAUGGACAGGGCUCACUGGAGUGGAAACUUUUAGGGUUGGUCAGUUUUGGAUAUGAUUCUUUAAACUGCAACCCAGAGCUUUACACCGUGUACACACAUGUUGCUAAUUUUGUCAGCUUUAUAGAGGAAAAUAUGACAUAGGCUUACAUACGAUAUUACAUCUAAUCUCUGUCUCAUUUAUAUUAUUUCAUUCAUUUUCUUCUAUCCAUUAUAAUACUGCAUUAAUGUAUAGGCUUAAAUACACUGGACUAUGCAGUGCACAGACAUAUAAGACAUGGACUUAAUUUAAACCUUAUUGUAACCAUUAUAAGGGAAAUAGUCCUAAAACAACAUGGUCCUAAAACAAUAUUUUAAUGUUUCGGGAAAAAGUCCUAAAACACCAACACUGAGCAGCUUCCUAUUCAUGAUGGCCCUCAGUCUCUCAGGUGAUAUUUGCUUUGACUAAUCUUAUAAAUGUACAUAAAUUGUAAUGUUGUAUUUACCACUGUAAGCGCUAUUGAAAGAUGUAUAAUAGAUGUAUAUAUUUACAAACAUUUCACAAUACAUUCUUAUUGGGAUAACCCAGAUAAGAAUCAUAACUCAUGGAUAUGCACUGCAGUGACAAAAUUACAACAAAUCAAAUACUACAACAGAGAGAGUAUAGUAUACCAAAUGUCAAAAUUUGAUUGAUGACCCGUCAUAAAAAUUCUGUGUUCAAAAAAACUAUGUGCUUUAAACUUUAAAAUGUGAAACGAUGUAUUGGUCGUUAAACGGGAUCAAGGGAAGUUUUUAUUAAAGUUUUUCACACACACAUUUGAAGAAAAAACAUCUAACAUACAUGCAAUAUGAGCAAUGUAAUAACUGUGUUUUAGGAAUUUUAGGAAAGGUAGAGUUUGACAAAGUUAAAAAAAAAGAAGAGUCGACCAUCUUGUGUCGAUCGAAACAAAAAAAGUAUUAGACACGUUUGUUAAACAAUACAGUGGUUGUCAAAAUCUUGUAGUCUAACAUUAAAAUUUUAAAAAGGUAGAGUUUGUUACAAGUAAAAUAAAGAAAAGAUUGUUAAACAAUAGGCAGUUGUCAAAACCUUGUAACAUUACAAUUUUAGGAAAAGCAAACUUUUGUCACAAGUUAGAUAAGAGAAAGCAUCUUACACAUUGUCUGCGACAUCUUCUCACUCAGCGCUGUCAAAACUCAGAAUGAACUUAAGAGCGCAGAGGUCAAGCCACACCCACAACCCACCCCUAAGACCGGUGGAGAGACCAACAUAAAGAUAGAUUUAAACGUAUGGCAAAAGAAAUAAACAUAAUAAUGUUUUUAAAAUUAAACAGUUGUUUUAAAUAAAUCUUUGACAUUUCUUAAUUGAUGAAAGCAUUCUUUCUGUUUUUAACAUUAAUAGCCUACAAGUUCGAGUUUUUCAUUUUAAAGAUCAAACACAAACAUGCAAACUCAAAAAUGCAUGCAAAAUCUACAUGAUUAUGAAAAGCAGUAUGAUUAAACAAUGAUAUAACUUUUGUUUUAACGCAUAUGUUUUUCAGAUCUUUCAAACCUAAAACCAUGAUGCUCUAAAGCAAGGAUUAGAUGCAGUCAAAUGAUCCUCUGAUGAAUGCAAGGCGAUUACAGAGAUUUUUCUUUAUGAAUUAGACCUAAAUUAGACUGAAAAUUAGUUGUAAGGUUGUUUGCAACAAAAGUAAUUCUUAAACAAGGUGCUACAAAUGUCUCACAGAAUCUUUACAGCAGAUUAGACUUUCUUUCUCACUUUAAAAAUGGUAUUAACCAUGGUAUUUAAAUGCAGCAUAUUUAUUUUUCACAGUAUAAUAUUUUAUUUUAUUAAAAUAAAAACAACUGGUCUAUAUAGGUUUAUUUUACUAAGAGUUGAUCAAAUAAUUGAUAGAAGAAAUAAUUAAAAUAAUCAAUAAGUCCAACUUAUUAACCCCACCUGAUGUGUCUGAUGGUGUGUGAUGACAUAAAUAUCUUACUGAUACAGAUGUGUUAAGAAUCUGUAAAAAUAGUUUAAAAAGUCAUCUUUUUUAGCUUUCAUGUAGGAUUCAUGUCCACACUCAAGUGGUUUUUGUGUAAUGGAGUCCUGAGACAAAAGAAAAUAGAAUGCUUGAAAGACUUUUCUCUUUAAGAUAUUUGUAAUGACAGACUAAAAGCUUUAGAUUGAUAAAAAAAAAUGAGUGUAUGCAUUUCUCUUGAAUAUGUAUACAGUAAUCAGUGAAUACAUGAACCAGUAUAAAUACAUAACCUCAUCAAUUCAGCAUGAUUCUAUCAUAUUAAUCAAUAAAAAAUACUUAAUUUAUAUACCAUAUCUGACUUUCUUAUGACUUUUUUAAAUGUGUUGAACAACCAGUUUUUGGGGUAAAAACAUAUAGUGUUGUGUUUCUAAGUUAGGAUGCUUGUAGUUUGUAGUUAAUCACAUUUUUAACCUUUUUAACUCUAAAAAUGUGAACAAUAUCACUUAAGACUAGUUUGACAAUCAAGGGUAUACUCAUAAAACAAGCCUGGACCCAAUUUGCAGCAUUCUAACAACAAGUACAACCAUUGCAGAAAAUGUAUUAUAGCACCGCAGUAAGAUAUAACUCUGGAUGUGUGAUUGACCAACUUAUCAAGAUUCAACAUAUUAUUACAAGGCCCUGCCUACCUAGUUUAUGAUGAAACUAAAAAAAUAUAGGCGUGAGCUAACAGUCGUUAAAAAUACUGGUCAUGUUCAAUUAGAUGAAGACAUGCAGAGGUAGCGAACACAACAAACAUACCCCUUGGGGUCAUGAAGCAAACUG